Molecule: messenger RNA, 10535 nt
Organism: Bombina bombina (fire-bellied toad)
Lineage: Eukaryota; Metazoa; Chordata; Amphibia; Anura; Bombinatoridae
Gene: CHD7
Product: chromodomain helicase DNA binding protein 7
Exons: 38
Molecular function (GO): ATP binding; protein binding; ATP-dependent chromatin remodeler activity
Source: RefSeq, a predicted model, not a curated record
AUGUCUAUAGUGGACUCUCUUACUACACCAAAACUAUAGCCAAAGUUGUUUGACAGAUAGCGGAUUAAGUAUAAGUAAUUGUUUCAAGUUAAAAAAAUUAGCUAAGUCGCUUUCUGCAUUAUUACUGUCAGCAUAUCUGGUACUUUAUACGUAAUGAGUUUAAUUUAGCCUGAGUUUGUUUAUUAAGUACUGAGCAGCAACCGUGUUAAUCCACCUUAAGUGAACAAAGAGGCUAGAGGCUGUGAAAGCGGCAGGGGAGGGGUCUGGAGCUCAAUGCUAGUGCAUGAGAGAGAGGAUACAGAAUCUACACCGGUGAAGAGCACCCGGGAUCCUACACUCUAGGGAGCAGCUAUCAGACUGCCUGACACUGCAUGGUCCAAAAGGAAUUAAGAAAAUAUGGAAUGACAUGAGAGCUUAGCUAAGGAUUAACAGCUUUGAGGACAAACACCUCAGUGAGGUGAAGCACAAUCUUAAGCUCACAGCUCUUAAGAGCUGUGUGCAGAGGAAAAAAAAUGGCGGAUCCUGGUAUGAUGAGUUUAUUUGGAGAAGAUGGCAAUCUUUUUAGUGAAGGGUUAGAAGGCCUUGGUGAAUGUGGUUAUUCAGAAAAUUCUGUCAAUUCCAUGGCACAACAACUGCCGAUGGAACAGGGCUUUGGCACUAUGCAGUCACCACUCCACCAUAACACAAGCAGUCAAAAUCAAGCAAAGCUAACCCACUUUGAUCAUUAUAACCAAUAUGAGCCACAAAAGAUUCAUAUGAUGGAUCAGCCUAAUAGAAUGAUGACUAGCACUCCGGGGAAUGGUAUUGCCUCUCCUCAUUCACAGUAUCAUAACACACCUGUUCCUCAAGCCCCUCAUGGUGGAGGGCAGAUGGGAGUGUACUCUGGUAUGCAGAAUGACAGACAUGGGCCACCUUUUGUGGACAGUGGCUCUAUGUGGGGACCCAGGGCUGUACAAGUGCCAGAUCAGAUAAGACCAUCUUACCAGCAACAGCAGCCACCAACUCCUUCUGGUUCCCAGGGUCCUUCACAUGUUCAACAAAUGGGAAAUUAUAUGGUUCGAGGAGAUUUUUCCAUGCAGCAACAUGGGCCUUUGCAAUCACAGCGGAUGAAUCAGUUUUCACAAGGACAAGAGGGUCUGAACCAGGGAAAUCCUUUCCUUGGUGCUGCAGGACCAGGUCACUUGUCUCAUGUGCCCCAGCAAAAUCCUAACAUGGCAUCUUCACUUCGUCAUUCGGUCCAGCAAUUUCACCACCAUCCGCCCCCCACCCUCCAUGGAGAUUCUGUUGCUCACAGUCCUCGAUUCUCUCCUAAUCCUACUCAGCAGGGUUCAGUUAGGCCCCAGUCCCUCAACUAUAAUUCACGCAAUCAGACUGUACCUUCACCUACACUAAACAACUCAGGGCAGUAUUCCCGGUAUCCUUAUAGUAACAUUAAUCAGGGAUUAGUUAAUAAUACAGGGAUAAAUCAGAAUUUAGGCCUUACAAACAACACUCCGAUGAAUCCAUCUGUACCUAGAUACCCGAAUGCUGUGGGAUUUCCAUCCAAUAAUAGUCAAGGACUGAUGCACCAGCAACCCAUUCAUCCUAGUGGCUCCCUUAACCAAAUGAACUCACAAACUAUGCAUCCUUCACAGCCUCAGGGAACUUAUGCUUCUCCACCUCCCAUGUCACCCUUAAAAGCAAUGAGUAAUCCAGCGGGUACUCCCCCUCCACAGGUUAGGCCCGGCAGUGCUGGAAUACCAAUAGAUGUUGGUAGUUACCCAAAUAUGCCCCAUCCUCCAAAUCACCAGCCUCCUGGUAGUAUGGGUAUGGGGCAAAGGAAUAUGGGCCCCAGAAAUAUACAGCAGGGUCAGACUUUCAUAGGUAUGUCUUCAACCCCAAGGGAGAUGGGUGGGCACAUGAGACCAAAUGGCUGUCCUGGAGUUAGCCAUGGAGAUCCACAGGCAAUACAAGAACGGAUGAUGUCUGGCCAGCAGCAUCCUGGUCAUCCAUCUUUUCAGCAACAAAUGGCAAACUGUCAACCUCAUCCAGCUAUGCACCAUCAGUCUUCACCACCGCAUUCACAUCAUCAACCAUGGACUCAGCUUCACCAGUCACCUCAGAACACUCCUCAGAAAGUGCCUGUCCAUCAGCAUUCCCCGUCUGAUCCUUUUCUUGAUAAUACUAUGCCGGAUAUGACUCGGAUUAGUGGCCACAACGCCCCUUUAAUGAAUUCUGAAGAUUUCUUACCAUCCAUGCAAACCAAGCCCCCGCAGAAGAAACGGAAGAAAAAAAACAACCACAUUGCCGCGGACAAAGCUGGUAAAGGCUUAGGCCAGGAAGGUUUACCCGGGGAAAACCCAGAGUCACAACUCGAAGGUGCCCCUGAGGGGAAGAAAAAGAAAAAACCUAAAGCUAAAAAAGAACCAAAGGAGCCAAAAGAACCUAAAGAACCUAAAGCAAAGAAAGAGCCGAAGGAACCCAAGGCUCCAAAACAGCCCAAAACCCCUAAAGAGCCAAAAGAGAAGAAGGUGAAAAACACCACACCAAAAACAAAGACCAGCAAGAAAAGCAACAAGACUGAGGGUGAUGCCGGUGCUCAAAAGAAAAAAGUAAUAAAGGCGAAACCUGAAGGUGCUGAAAACCCAGAUGUAGAAAAAACCCCACCACUGUCUCCACCUCCAGAGGAAGAGGAUGACUCCGGAGUACAGAAGAGACGCUCCAGCCGGCAGGUUAAAAGGAAGCGCUACACAGAAGACCUGGAAUUUAAAAUCUCAGAUGAGGAGGGCGAUGAUGCAGAUGCCACUGGACGCGAUUCUCCUUCUAAUACUUCUCAGUCAGAGCUGCAGGAGGCUCUGGAUGCAGAGGGACCUGUUGUGGAGAAAAUCAUGAGCUCUCCCGGCUAAGCAAAGAAACAGAUGGAGGAAUCUGGUGAAGAGGUGGAGUUUGAAGAAUUCUAUGUAAAAUAUAAGAACUUCUCAUAUUUGCAUUGUCAGUGGGCUUCUUUGGAAGAACUAGAGAAAGACAAGAGAAUUCAGCAAAAGAUUAAACGCUUUCGGGCAAAGCAAGUCCAGAACAAGUUCCUUUCCGAGAUUGAGGAUGAUCUUUUUAAUCCCGACUACGUGGAAGUGGACCGGUUACUGGAUAUUUCUCUCAGUACAGAUGAAAAUGGAGAGCCUGUGACUCAUUACCUGGUAAAGUGGUGUUCACUUGCUUAUGAAGACAGCACUUGGGAGCUAAAGCAGGACUUGGAUUCAGCAAAGAUUGAAGAAUUUGAGAAACUCCAGAGCAGGGAGCCAGAAACAGAACGCGUGGAGCGACCUCCUGCCGACGAGUGGAAGAAAUCGGAGAGUUCCAGGGAGUAUAAAAACAAUAACAGUCUCAGGGAAUACCAGUUGGAGGGAGUAAAUUGGCUGCUGUUCAAUUGGUACAAUGCACGAAACUGCAUUUUAGCAGACGAAAUGGGCUUGGGGAAGACUAUCCAGUCAAUCACCUUCCUGUAUGAAAUAUUUUUGAAAGGCAUACAUGGUCCAUUUUUGGUUAUUGCUCCACUGUCAACAAUCCCCAACUGGGAACGAGAGUUCCGCACGUGGACAGAACUGAAUGUGGUAGUUUAUCAUGGAAGCCAAGCAAGCCGCAAAACCAUCCAAAUUUAUGAAAUGUACUUCAAAGAUUCCCAGGGCAAAACAAUAAAGGGUUCCUAUAAGUUCCAUGCUAUCAUCACCACCUUUGAAAUGAUUCUUACGGACUGUCCUGAGCUCAGGAACAUUCACUGGCGAUGUGUGGUUAUUGAUGAGGCUCAUCGGCUAAAAAACAGAAACUGCAAGCUGUUGGAGGGGUUAAAGAUGAUGGACUUGGAACAUAAAGUGCUGCUAACAGGAACCCCUUUGCAAAACACUGUGGAGGAACUUUUCAGUCUACUGAACUUUUUGGAACCUGACCGCUUCCCUUCAGAGAGCAACUUUAUGCAAGAAUUUGGGGAUCUGAAGACAGAAGAGCAGGUACAAAAGCUUCAAGGUAUUUUAAAACCAAUGAUGUUAAGACGUCUCAAGGAAGAUGUGGAGAAGAACCUGGCUCCAAAAGAAGAAACCAUUAUAGAAGUAGAACUGACAAAUAUUCAGAAGAAAUAUUACCGUGCUAUACUUGAGAAGAAUUUUAAUUUCCUCUCUAAGGGUGGGGGAGGAGGGCAUGCAAAUGUACCUAACCUUCUUAACACUAUGAUGGAACUCCGAAAAUGCUGCAAUCAUCCUUACCUUAUAAAUGGUGCUGAAGAGAAAAUUUUGGAAGAGUUUAAAGAAACGCACAAUGUUGACCCUCCAGAUUUUCAGCUCCAGGCAAUGAUCCAUGCUGCUGGCAAACUCGUUCUGAUUGACAAGCUGCUGCCAAAACUGAAGGCUGGCGGCCACAGGGUGCUUAUCUUCUCCCAGAUGGUGCGUUGCUUGGACAUACUGGAAGACUACCUCAUUCAACGAAGAUACCCGUAUGAGAGAAUAGAUGGCAGAGUGCGAGGCAAUCUUCGCCAGGCUGCUAUUGACCGAUUCUCCAAACCCGAUUCUGAUAGGUUUGUGUUCCUGCUGUGUACGCGGGCAGGAGGUCUGGGCAUUAAUUUAACUGCUGCUGAUACUUGCAUUAUAUUUGAUUCUGACUGGAACCCCCAAAAUGACCUUCAGGCACAAGCUCGAUGUCACCGCAUAGGGCAGAGUAAAUCUGUGAAAAUUUAUCGGCUGAUUACAAGGAAUUCCUAUGAGAGGGAAAUGUUUGAUAAGGCCAGCUUGAAGCUUGGUUUGGAUAAGGCCGUCUUACAGUCAAUGAGCGGGAGAGACAAUGCUGCAAACGGGGUGCAACAACUUUCUAAAAAAGAAAUAGAAGAUCUGUUAAGAAAAGGGGCCUAUGGUGCAUUGAUGGAUGAAGAAGAUGAAGGAUCUAAGUUCUGUGAAGAGGAUAUAGAUCAAAUCCUUUCUAGGCGAACUCACACAAUAACUAUAGAAUCUGAAGGGAAAGGUUCCACUUUUGCAAAGGCUAGUUUUGUUGCAUCUGGAAAUAGGACAGACAUUUCCUUGGACGAUCCAAAUUUCUGGCAAAAAUGGGCAAAGAAAGCUGAAUUGGACAUUGAAGUUUUGAAUGGAAGGAACACUUUGGUAAUUGACACUCCACGAAUAAGGAAGCAAACCAGGUUGUUUAGUUCUGUAAAAGAAGAUGAGCUUAUGGAGUUCUCUGAUCUUGAGAGUGAUUCUGAGGAAAAACCAAACCUCAAACCACGUAGGCCCCUGGACAAAUCUCAAGGCUAUGCAAGGAGUGAAUGUUUCAGAGUAGAAAAGAAUCUUCUGGUUUAUGGGUGGGGGCGCUGGAUGGAUAUCCUUUCUCAUGGGCGAUUCAAGCGACAACUUUCGGAGCAAGAUGUAGAAACCAUUUGUCGUACAAUCUUAGUCUACUGCUUAAACCAUUACAGGGGGGAUGAAAACAUCAAAAGCUUCAUCUGGGAUCUGAUAACACCAACGGAAGAUGGUCAAACCCGAGCUUUGCUUAACCAUUCUGGUCUCUCUGCUCCAGUGCCCAGGGGAAGGAAAGGAAAGAAAGUCAAAAGCCAGAAUGCUCAGCCUGUGCUAAAACAUGCGGACUGGCUCCAGAGCUGCAACCCAGAUGCUUUGUUUCAGGAGGAUAGCUACAAGAAGCACCUUAAGCAUCACUGCAACAAGGUCCUGCUGCGUGUCCGCAUGCUGUACUAUCUGAAGCAAGAAGUGAUCGGAGACCAAGCUGACAAAAUCUUGGAGGGUGCUGACUCAAGUGAGGCUGAUAUAUGGAUACCCGAGCCAUUUCAUGCAGAAGUUCCUGCAGAAUGGUGGGACAUUGAAGCGGAUAAAUCCCUUUUAAUUGGAGUCUAUAAACAUGGAUACGAAAAGUACAAUUCCAUGCGGGCGGACUCUGCACUGUGCUUCCUAGAGAGAGUCGGUAUGCCUGAUGCUAAAGCUAUGGCUGCUGAGCAGCGAGGAACAGAUAUGCUGGCAGAUGGCGGAGAUGGGGGUGACUUUGAUAGAGAGGAUGAAGAUCCCGAAUACAAACCAGCAAGACUUCAGUUUAAGGAUGACAUUGAUGAUUAUGCUAACUCUCCACUUGAGGAAAAGGAAGAAGGUCUAGAAAUGGACAUCCGAGAAAAGCCUGGUGAAUGUAGCACAGAGUUAGGUCAACAGUACUGGCCUCAUACGUCAGCCUUGACCACUCGUCUCCGGCGCCUCAUAACGGCUUACCAACGCACUUAUAAAAGGCAGCAAAUGAGACAAGAAGCACAAAUGAGAACAGAUCGGCGUAGAAGGCGUCCUCGAGAUGAAGUUCGAGCUUUGGAAGCAGAGAGAGAAGCGAUUAUCACAGAAAAACGCCAAAAGUGGACAAGGAGAGAAGAGGCAGACUUCUAUCGUGUGGUAUCUACGUUUGGUGUAAUUGUUGACACAGCAAAACAAAAGUUUGAUUGGAAUCAAUUCCGAACUUACGCCAGACUAGAUAAAAAGUCUGAUGACAGUUUAGAAAAGUAUUUCAAUUGCUUUAUAGCUAUGUGCAAAAGAGUAUGUCGCAUGUCAACAAAACCUGAUGAAGAUUUCUGUGAUCUUGGUUCAGUAAUUGAGCCUAUAACAGAGGAACGUGCUUCUAGAACUUUAUACCGUAUUGAACUUUUGAGGAAGAUAAGGGAGCAGGUUCUCAAUAAUCCUCAACUGAAUGAAAGACUGAAACUUUGCCAGCCAAGCCUGGACUUACCUGAAUGGUGGGAAUGUGGAAAACAUGACAGAGACUUGCUGGUUGGUGCUGCCAGACAUGGUGUUAGCAGGACUGAUUAUCACAUACUUAAUGAUCCAGAGUUAUCAUUUUUGGAAGCCCAUAGGAAUUUUGCUCAAAACAGAGGAUCAGCACCACCAGGCAGUAUCUCAAUCCUUAUACCACCUGGUUCUGGCUAUAGUGAUACUCCACCUAUAAUGCCCUCUAGCCCUGUCCAGGAUGAGAAAGCAAUAGAGAAUGAGGAAGUCAAAUCUGAACAACUUAAUGAUCUUGAAAUUAAAGAAGAACCAGAAGUUAAAGAGGAAGAACCAGUGGACACUACAGAAACUUGUGUAAAGCAGGAAGGUGAGGUUGAAGACUUAGUUAAAAGUGAAAUUAAAACUGAGUUGACUCCAGAAGUAGAACCAAAAUCAAUUUCUGAAAAAGGCUCAGAGGAGGAUGAGGAAAAACUGGACGAUGAUGAUAAAUCUGAAGAGUCUUCCCAAGCUGAAGCUGGUCUAACGUCUCAGGAUAAAAACUUUGAUGAAGAAAGUAAUGCUUCUCUGAGCACCGCUCGUGACGAAACUCGAGAUGGAUUUUACUUGGAGGAUGGUGAUCAAUCCGGUCUCCAUAUGCUUCGAGAGAGGACCUUUUCAUUCUCUUUCUGGCCUAAGGACCGCGUGAUGAUCAACCGGUUAGACAACAUCUGUGAAACUGUGAUUAAAGGAAAGUGGCCGGUAAACAGGAGGCAGUUAUUUGACUUCCCGGGCCUCAUCCCUGGGUACACACCACCUGUUGUGGAUAGCCCCCUGCAGAAAAGGAGCUUUGCUGAGCUAUCAAUGGUUGCUCAGGGCAGCUACAGUGGAAGUGAAGAUAUCACUGCUUCACCACAACUGUCCCAGGAAAAUGCACUGAGCUUGUCUGUGCCACGGCAACGAAGACGGAGGAGAAGAAAAAUUGAAGUCGAGGCAGAACGAGCAGCGAAGAGGAGAAAUCUUAUGGAAAUGGUGGCUCAGUUACGAGGUUCUCAACUAGGGGCAGAAAAUGGACAAGAAAAAAUUGUGGAUUUAUCCAGUGCCUCAAGAGAGGCAACUAGUUCUACCUCAAGUUUUGCAUCUCUUACCCCCAAGUUUAUCUUGCCUAAUUCCUCCACCCCUGUUGCUGAUGCCUUUAAAACUCAAAUGGAGAGGCUACAGGCUGGGUUUUCACAUACACCAACCAGGCAUCUACUUAAUGGUUCCUUAAUUGAUGUGGAACCUCCCAUGAAGAGAAGAAGAGGAAGACGGAAAAAUGUUGAAGGACUUGAUCUGUUGUUUAUGAGCAACAAGCGGACUUCAUUGUCAAUGGACGAUUCUGAUGUGACCAAAGCAUAUGACGACGAGAUGGAUACACCACCUACCAGAAACAUUCCAUCUCCUGGGCAGUUGGAGCCAGAGACUCGGAUACCUGUCAUUAAUUUAGAGGAUGGGACCAGGCUAGUGGGGGAUGAUGCUCCUAAAAACAAGGACUUGGUUGAAUGGUUGAAGUUAAAUCCAACAUACACAGUUGAUAUGCCAAGUUAUGUACCAAAGAGUGCAGAUAUGAUGUUCUCUCCUUUUCAAAAGCCCAAACAAAAGCGGCAUAGAUGUCGGAAUCCAAACAAGUUGGACAUCAACACAUUGACUGGAGAUGAACGGGUGCCUGUUGUGAAUAAACGGAACGGCAAGAAGAUGGGCGGAGCAAUGGCCCCACCAAUGAGAGAACUUCCACGGUGGCUGGAAGAAAACCCAGAAUUCUCUGUUUCUCCAGAUUGGACAGAUAUAGUUAAACAAUCGGGUUUUGUCCCAGAAUCGAUGUUUGACCGUCUACUUACUGGACCAGUAAUAAGAGAAGAGGGAGCAAGCAGAAGGGGCAGAAGACCAAAAAGUGAAAUUGCCAAAGCAGCUGCAGCAGCUGCUGCAGCCUCAACAUCUGGAAUCAACCCUCUGCUGAUGAAUAGCUUAUUUGCAGGAAUGGAUCUUGCUAGUCUUCAGAAUCUCCAAAACCUGCAGUCUCUUCAACUUGCUGGUCUCAUGGGAUUUCCACCAGGGCUUGCAACAGCUGCUGGAGGGGAUUCUAAAAAUACUGCUACCAUGCUGCCACUAAUGCUGCCAGGUAUGGCUGGGUUGCCGAACAUGUUUGGACUUGGUGGACUUUUAAAUAACCCUUUAGCAGCUAGUGGUGGGAAUUCUACUACAGUUUCCUCACAAGGAGAAACUGAAGAUGGCACUUCAAAGCCUGGAGAAAAGUCAACAGGAGUUGAAGAGGAGGCUAAAGACUCUGAGAAGAGUACGGACACUGGUUCUGCUUCUGACUCUGCUAAUGGAUCUGUUGGUGCUGCUACUACUACAGCUGGGUUGUCCACCAAUCCUCUGGCCUUCAAUCCUUUCCUACUAUCCACUAUGGCUCCAGGUCUGUUUUACCCAUCCAUGUUUCUACCUCCAGGACUAGGAGGAUUGACAUUGCCUGGUUUCACAUCACUAGCCGGACUUCAGAACACUGUGAGCACUAGUGAAGAGAAGGCUGUAGAUAAAGGUGAAGGUGAAAAUCAGGAGGCCAGUGACACAGAGGAGAACAUGGAUAAAACUGCAGAUUCAUCUGUUUUGGAAGAUGAAAUAGCACAUGGAGAAGAUUUGGACUCGCCUGAUGGGGUGGAUGAAAUGGACAACAAUGAAAAUGAUGAAUAACAUUCUCAGUUACAGUUAAAGUGUUCUAAACUUUUUGACAAGUGGUAGUCCUACUGUUUACACUCACAGUAAAUGUCCAUACCUAGUUUUUAUAAGCUGUUCUGUAAAAUAGUGUAGAGAAGAAAAAGUCCAAGUCAUGUCAUACGGAUGUGUCAAAAGGUAUUUUGGUCAUUUAAGUAUUGUGCAGUGCAUUAUUUAUUAUUCCUAUGAGAGAUUAAUUUCCACAGAAGAAUGGUGUCUUUUUAAGGAAAUUUACAUAAUGCUCUGCCGGUGUUUUUUUCUGUUUUUAUUUUAUUUUAAUUUUUUUCUUCUUAAACCAUUGGUAUUAUUUGAAGAGCAGCAUUUUUGUAAUCAUGUGGUGCAAAUAGAAGGAAAAGCUGCUUAAGGAAGUAUGAAGUUAUUUAAUUCUAGUUUUUUUUAUUUUCUUUGCUGUGAAGGUCAAGAUGAAUUUUUUUUUUACAAUGCAUAUCAUAACUACUUGUUUUUUCUCACUGUCUGAGGGUUUCCCACACAAAUACAGAAACCCUUUCUGACAAUCUCCAUACUAGAGCAAAUGUCUCCUACUUGAGACACAGCAAUAAUAAGGCAGCUGUUGAAUGUGAAGAAAACCUUUUUUUUGCAAACCUACCCACUGAAAAGGUUGUUACAGGACAAAACUACAGUUGAAUCGUCUCAUUAUUUUGUAAUGCACUGGUAUAAGCAUAAAAUUUAAAAUCAGGUACCUUUUUUUAAUUUCUUUUCUUUUUAAAUUAAAAGACUUUGUUACUUUAGCCGCAAAGCUAAACAGCAUUACCUCAACUCUAAACUAGCCUUGAAGUUUACAGACAUGACUUUGUAAAUGUUUUUUUCUUUUUCGUUUUUUUUGUUUGUUUUUUUGUUUGUUUUUUGUGAUGUCUUCUUCUUUUUUUGAAACUGCUAUCAUGUAAGAUAAACUGUAAAUUGCUGCCAACAGUAGUAAUGAUGCUUUUAAUAAAAGUGUUCCAUGAGAUGCAGUGAUGUAUGUAGAAAAUGUAGAAGUGUUUAGGGAAACCAAAUGAAAUCUGGUGUUCACCACUUUAUAUUUUGUACUUAAAAUAGACGCAAAUACAGUAUUAUGGCUUUUGUAUA